AAACCCUUCACUGUUCUUUUUGCCUCUUAGCCAAUCACAUUCCCAAUUUUUGAAGCCAUUUAAAAGUUUAUUUUUCAUGAUACAUACAUAGUUUCCAUUUCCGUUUGAAUUUUGAAAAAAAAUAUUUACCACGAUGCAAACAAGGAAUUAUUCAGUGAUCAUUUUUAUACUAAUCUUGCUACUCGAAACUCUGAGUUAUUCGAACGGUAGCCGUUGGAGUUUGGGAGCCAAGAAAUAUUCUGGAAUGCACCACGUGAUGCAUCAGCGACACAUUCAACCGCAGAUCGUUGGACUGGGUGGACUUUCAUUCCGAAAUGGGCGAACCUUUAAAAAUCUGGGGGAUUUGAUUAAAAACGAUGAAGCUGAAUUAAUAACUCAUCUCGUCUUGCCUAACACCGGAGAAAUCGCAGUUUACCCCAGCAGCGCUAUGAAGGAUUUCGACCUGAAAGGCCUAACACGCGACGUUGCUCGCAUCAUUGGUAAAGUAUUGAAGAUCACAGACCAACUUAUCACCCCCAACGCGUCUCUUUACGACGACUUGGGCGCAGAUUCUAUGGCCGUGCAUAAAAUCUUGUUAGCGCUUGGAGAGAAAUUUGAUUGUGACGGAAAUCUCGAAGACGCCUGUGAAUUUGAAUUUGUCAAUGAUGUGAUUAAUUACGUGGAGGAGAAGUGUUCUUUUUAGGGGUAAUAAGCAUUUAGUUUAAGUAAAUAUAUAAUUAUCUAGAGCAUAUGUCUUUCUGGUAUUUUGGAAAUUACAUAAUAAUUAUAAAUUAAGUUUGUUGCUCGGAAUCUUUUUUCCGGUAAAGUUGACGUUGAAAUAAUCCGGAGUUGAUUUUUUGUUAAUUAAAAUAAUUUAAUACAUAAAUUAUUGGUGCAUUAAAAAAUAAAAUCAGUAUA
Folsomia candida is the source of this 897-nucleotide messenger RNA. RefSeq lists its product as uncharacterized. The coding region runs from base 134 to 682 and encodes 182 amino acids. Lineage: Eukaryota; Metazoa; Arthropoda; Collembola; Entomobryomorpha; Isotomidae. The record is from RefSeq and is a predicted model, not a curated record. The transcript has 2 exons.